This is a messenger RNA of Toxorhynchites rutilus septentrionalis, 4759 nucleotides long. Its product is annotated as protein fem-1 homolog CG6966. NCBI's taxonomy places the organism in Eukaryota, Metazoa, Arthropoda, Insecta, Diptera, Culicidae. The record is from RefSeq and is a predicted model, not a curated record. Gene Ontology annotation, molecular function: protein binding. Bases 1065 to 2975 code for a protein of 636 amino acids. The transcript has 8 exons.
GAUGCGCUCCGUUCAGUUGCUCGCUCGCAUUCGUUGGGUUCGCAGUGAGAAAACAAGAAACGAAAUCUCCGCCCGCUGUCCGAUAGUGAUUCGUCGGAAGGAAUCAGAACAGAGAAUCAGAAUAAUAACAACACUUCGAACUGAAAAAUUUCACUGUUGUUCAACUUGCCCCGUAAAAAAAGGAAAUUUAAACUUGACGACAAGAAGAGUUUUCCUUUCAUCGAGAUUGAAGUGAACAAAGGGGAAGAAAAAUUCUGUGCGAAGGUGUAAAGUGAGUUUUUAUUUGACACAAUUUAGCACGCUAUGAGCGAAAUUUUUGUGCACUUUCGGAAGAGCCAGUAUUAACGCUUCGAAAUAUUUGACCCGAAAAUUGAACGAUUUUCAAGAGUUUGUCUGAGACAAGAAAUAUUGUGUUGAUCGUUGCAAAAACAAACGUGAAGUGUAAAGAAGGCGAAGCAGAAAGCUACAGAACCAGUAAAACAAAAGGAUAUGAACGUCGUCCGGUGGGGAGAAAGAAUUUGAUAACAAGAAGCAGUUGCGAAGCUUCGCUUUCGGGGGAAAUCGAUUUGAGCCGUGCUUUCUCGCAAACCAUCUGUUUGAUCCUUUCCUGUGCAAAGCAACGAUACUUUGCAAGUGCGAGCAGCCUGUUCUGGUACGGGAAUUUGUACGGAAUCGGGAAUCUGGUGAAUGCUAGUGUCACUUCUGUGUUCUGCCACGCCUGGAUAACGGUGACGCUGCAAGCUCGCGGAGAGUUGUUUCUUUAUUUCAAUCGCGGAAUAACGAAGAAAAUGAUGUUAAAGUGUAAAAGUUGCGACGGAGCAUAGAGAGAAUAAAUACCAAUAGUGAUCUAAAUCGGUGCGAGUGUAAAGAAUUCGUGAAACUAGAGAAGCUUAUUGGAAGAAAGGAAAAAAACAAUAGAAGUGAUUCUAGAGAGAGAAUUAAAAAUAAAACAGAAAAAAAGCCAGAAGUGUUGUGAUUUGCGUUCGGUUUCAAGAUAGUGUCGGUGCGAAAGAGAAAAAUCUAGAAUUAUUUUACGUUAAGCUGAGAGUGUGUGGAGAGCAUAGAUGCUAGCGACAGCAAUGGAUAACAAAGAGAACGUUUUCAGUGCGGCUCGUGAUGGCAACUUGGUUAUUAUGAAGAGAUAUAUCAGCGGCCGACCACAGAGCGAAAUUGAGAUGCUGGUGACGGCGAAAACAGGCGGCGCCACUCCACUGCUGAUUGCCUGCCGGAACGGUCACUUCGACGUAGUGCAGUAUCUAAUCAAGCGAUGCCACGCAGACGUAGAACAGCCCGGAUCAGGUAAGUUGAUAUUUGACGGAGAGACGAUAGAGGGCGCUCCGCCGCUAUGGUGCGCCUCAGCUGCCGGCCACACCAGCAUAGUUAAGCUCCUAGUCCAGCACGGUGCCAAAGUGAACAGUACAACCAAGACCAACAGUACGCCACUGCGAGCGGCCUGUUUCGAUGGCCAUUACGAAAUCGUCAAAUACCUAGUAUCACAUGGUGCCGACAUCGAGGUAGCAAAUCGCCACGGCCACACCUGCCUCAUGAUCGCCUGCUACAAAGGUCACUAUAAAAUUGCGCAAUACCUACUCUCGCUCAAAGCGGACGUGAAUCGGCGCAGCGUGAAAGGCAACACUGCACUGCACGAUUGCGCCGAGUCCGGUUCGCUAGAAAUUCUCCAGCUGCUCCUCCAGCACGGUGCCACAAUGGAUGUAGAUUCUUACGGAAUGACACCCCUUCUGGCAGCAAGCGUCACCGGCCACUUACCUAUCGUAGAACAUCUUAUUAGUCUGCCAUUUGUGAAACGUGAAGACAGAAUGGCCGCCUUAGAGCUGCUCGGUGCCACCUAUGUUGACAAGAAACGUGAUAUGCUGGGUGCCCUUUCAUUCUGGAAACGAGCCAUGGAAGAUAGAUAUCACAACACACCAGUUUUGGCGAAGCCAGUACGUGAACCCGUCCCCGCCUACGACUACGCCCAGGAGGUGAAUGAGCCCAGCGCACUGGACGAGCUGGUGAUGGACCCUGACGAGAUGCGUAUGCAGGCGCUGCUCAUACGCGAACGGAUACUCGGGCCGGUCCAUCCGGACACCAGUUACUACAUUCGCUUCCGGGGUGCCGUCUACGCUGACUCAGGUCGAUUUGAUCGGUGCAUAGAAUUAUGGACGUACGCACUAUCCAUGCAGCAGAACAUACUGGAACCGCUGAACCCCAUGACGCAGUCUUCGCUACUUUCGUUUGCAGAAUUGUUUAGCUUCAUGCUUGGCGAAGCUGGUCGGCCAAUUACACGCGGCCGUAUCGUUCCCCCCAUCGAAACCUCCGAUAUGCUUAUCAUCUUCAAAAAGUCGGUCCGCGAAGUUCAGCUCGGCCAAAAGAUGCUAGAACAGAUGCCACACCAUGAACGGGACAGCACCGCGCUGAAUCGUGCCCUCGUUAUCUCGUUGCAUCUGGCCUGCUUGCUAGCACGGUUGCUUGACGAGGGGGAGGAGGUUUGUUGUAACAACAUGAAGCAUCAGAUCCUGCGCGCAUUCUACGAAUUAGUCAGUUUAAAGAUUGUAGCAAAAUCGGGCCGAACCGCACUGCACCUUGCCUGCUACAAGGAAGCCGCCCUCGUCGGACGCUACCCGGCCUGUCAACUGCCAUCGCCCCGCCUCGCCAAAGCACUGCUCCAGGUUGGUGCGGACCCGAACGCACAGGACGAAGCCGGCAACACACCUCUGCAUUUAGCCGCCCUCACGAGGCCCUGCCCGUCCAGCUUAGCACUGACACUGCUCGAGUACGGAGCGCAUUUGGACACCAAGAACCUGGACGGUGACACGUUCGAGACGCUGCUGCAGAACCAACGCCUGCACGAGCUCGUCAACCCGAUCCGCCACACCCGCCUGUCCUGCUUAGCCGCGCGCGUUAUCCAGCGCCACUCCAUUGAGUAUCACAAGCAGGUGCCCAAGUGUCUGUACGAGUUCAUCGAUUCCCACUAGGCGGCAAACGGGCAGGCCUGUUUCCGGCUUUUAUCAGUAGCAGAGUAGGCUAGGCGCAUAUGUAUAUUGUUGGCAUCCUUAUUUGUAGCUUCUAUCUCUUGGAUUCAGAUACAAAACGAUAAAAAAGAAAUGUUGAGCAUGUACUCUAAAGAGAUUUUUUUUGAAACAAGUAUAUGUUCAGUAAAAGUGCUGUCCGGGCUUUUUCGAAGGUUUUCACGUUAUUGUUUCUCACAUUCCCUGGGAAUGCUUAGAUCACCGUAUUGAUUAUGUUUGUUUCUACAAAACCAUCAGCUACCGAUUUGAGCGAGCAAUUCAAAACGGAUUAGAGUGAUGGGUUUUAGUCACAAUUGUUUUUAUUCAUCAAUGAACACAACGCUUAGCAAAAAUGGUUAAGUGUGAAUUGGGCGCUCUGAAGGUUUCAUUUCUUAACUAAUGAGACAGUUCAAUGUUUUCAGCCAAUUCACGGUAGCCAGCGGGAAUGACUGCUAAGUAGUACAACUGCGAGAGAAAAUCUACUACAAAUCAGAAUCCCCAGUGUGGAUCGGUAGUGAGGUAUGAUUUUUAUUCGAAAUUCGCGGCAAAUUUUAUUAGUUUGUGACAAGUUACUACUUCUUCGAUUUUUAGGUAGAAUUUUUCGCUUGAGUGCGAUGAACGAGAGGUGAUAAUAUAGAUAAUGCUAAGUUGUGAAUAUCUCCAUUUUAAGUUCAUUAAAUUUCUCUAUCCUCUUUUUCGUUUUAGCAUAUUUUUCUGUUCAUUAGUCUAGUUCUGUAGAGUAUUGAAACGUUCCCAUUUUAUCUCCGUUCUUUUUUUCUCAAAUUGUAAAUAUUGUUGUAUUAAUUAGAGGAAAUGUGACGAAACAGAGUAUGGGUUCCGACCAUGUGAUGACAAAUUUUUUGGUACGUGAGAAAUCAAAAUUUUAAUUCUAACAAAAUUUUAACGAGAGUAACAUUUCUAAUGCUGGAAAGGUUUCUAGUUCUCGAAUGUAGAGUCGAAAAUCCCGUGAAGUAAGAUGCAUAUUUAUCCACGUGCGAAAGAAUAGUUCAACAGUCUAUAUAGUGGAUGGUGAAAUGUAUCGUAGACAAAAUAAAACUGUUUAAAAUGUUUCCAUAAAUUUCUCUCAAAACACAUAGAAAAGAAACAAUGACACAGUGUCCUCAUAAAACUGAUCGUUGUCUAUUACCUUGAAAACCUAUAAACCAAUCCCAUUGAGCCUUAACGUCUCCUACAUUCGAAAACCAUCAUGUAGUGUUAAUUCGUGAUAUCACCAACAGGUGAAUGAAACUAGAUUAUCAUCUAAGCAAACUUUACAUUUACCUUCAUUACACAAACACAAAACUCAAUCUGUUAUAACGAAUCAAUAUCAGAGAAAAACAUUGUUUCGAAGCUCAAGGUGGUCGCAAGCUGUAGUUUAAGAUUAUAAAAAUGAUUUCCCAGGAACAACCAAUCAUUCAUUCAUCUCCUUUGAUCUACUGUUAAAAGCGAACGUGGUCGCUACGAGGAAAUACAGAAUCGUACAUUAAAACAACCAGAAACAGAAGUAAGUAACAAACGUGGGCGUAAAGCUUACGAUACACAUACAAUCGCAGAACAAAACAAUAAUAAUAGAAAAAGAGAUAAUUUUAUCCCGUCAUUCAAACGAACAAAAUAACUAUGCAAACUGUGUCAGUUUGGAGAAAUGUAACAAAACAUUUGAUGUUAAAGAACAGAACGUGUUAGAAAGAGGAAUAAACAGGAACAAAUACGAUUAUUAUAGUGACAAAUUAUACAAAACUAUUAUAAACAUG